GGGGGAACGAGCAAGGAGAAGCGGAGGACAAGAAUAGAAGAAAAAAACACGGCACGCGCGGUAUGACACAAUUCUGGAUGGAUCACCUACUACAAAUGUACAACAGAGUCAUCGUCACACCAGGGUACCACCUGACGCGCAAUACAAUCCACGCCCGCACGCAUGAUAACGACGUAAUGAGUUCCAAUUGAUACGAUACGAACAGCACACAUCAUACUUCACACAUCACACACACACACAGCCUCGCGAGUCGGUCGACGUUCACCCUGGCUUGGGGCUACUGCAGUGAUUGGCAUGGAUAACUUACCACUUGGCGAGACACAGGCACCCACACACACACACACCUACCUUGCAUCUUUUUUCCUCCUCCUUCUCCCUCUCCUUCCAUUCCAAUGAGCAUCCCGUCAAUCCCAAUCCAACCCACGCCCGUACCCACUCCCUCUCUUCAGGUACAUGUCACACUGACAUGAACAAGCUCAGGGACCUGCCGACACACCGCGAUCCCUUAUCCCUGCCCCACCUUCCCGUCCCCCCUCCCUGGUCCAAGUCUAUCGCGAGGUUGCCAAUCAAAUGCCCAAUGCAGUAUCCCGAACCUGCUCGUUUCGCCGCAGCCGCCCUGCCUCAAUGUCCAACCAAGCCCUGCAUGUGAACAACUACCAUGACUGGCUCGUCGUCGAUCUUUUUAUCUUCUUUCUUCUUUAUUUCCGGAUCCAUAUGAUAGGUGACAAGUAAAGAAAUCGAAGAAAGAAAACUUUCAAAGAGAACACGAUAAUGAAAAGCAGCCCCUUGCAUGGAUAAUAAUUCUAGGAGGUUCUGGGCUGGACCACCUCAUCUCAUGUCCUUAGCUCUUGGUCGUCCUGCAGUGGUGACGACGCCGGGGAUCACCACCAUUGUCUGUGUGCACACAGAACGGACACACUCUUUUUCUCUAUCACUUUCUCCUCCUCUCGCUUUACUACGGUACAUAGUAUUCCUGAACCAUAGUACCACAGGUGUAGUACAAUUAAUAGCGGGUACGUGUUCAAUGCACCCGUGGCGAC
Molecule: messenger RNA, 1040 nt
Organism: Cryphonectria parasitica EP155
Lineage: Eukaryota; Fungi; Ascomycota; Sordariomycetes; Diaporthales; Cryphonectriaceae
Exons: 1
Source: RefSeq, a predicted model, not a curated record